Messenger RNA from Coregonus sp. 'balchen', 4608 nucleotides. NCBI's taxonomy places the organism in Eukaryota, Metazoa, Chordata, Actinopteri, Salmoniformes, Salmonidae. The record is from the annotation of a GenBank genome assembly.
GUGACGCCUGGCAGCAAAGCCUCACUGGCUAACCUGUGCCCCGGUGACAUCAUCCUGGCCAUAGAGGGUGUGAGUACAGAGUGCAUGACUCACAGCGAGGCCCAGAACAAGAUCAAAGACCCUGCCUCCCAGCUCGGCCUCAAGAUUGAGAGGUAGGUGAGCAAGCAGAAUGACUGGUGUCCCAAAUGGCACCCUAUUUCCUUUGUAGUGCACUACGUUGGGCCCAGGUCAAAAUAGGGCCCUGGUCAAAAGUAGAGCACUAUAUAGGGAAUAGGGUGCCAUUUGGGAUGAAACCUGGUAAUAAGAUGGUAACACAAGUACAAGGACACCAGGCAUCUAUGCUUAACUUUUAUUUACAGUAGUGUACACAUGAAAGAUAGAUACACACCACACGAUGUUGAACACUAGCAGUUAUGACAUUUUCUUCCUUUCAAGCUUUUUUAUUAGGAUCCCCAUUAGCAGACGCCAAUGGAGACAGCUAGUCUUAUUGGGAUCCCACAUAUAACGAAAAAUACAUUACAGACAGAAGACUUUAUAAUUUACAUACAUUUAAAAAGAAAAAGAUGAACAUGUAGUGUGUGUGUGUGCGUCUAUCAGUUACACACAUGUCAGUACAUACACACAACAAGCUAACAGAAAUAAAAAGCAAAUCAAAUCACAUUUGAUUUGUCACAUACGGGUGUAGACUUUACCGUGAAAUGAUUGCUUACAAGCCCUUCCCAACGAUGCAGAGUGGCUGAGCUAUGGUGAACUUGUUAGGCCUUUAUGAGUGGUUGCCGUGCGCACAGCGCUCAGUCAAAAUGCCAGGGCUGCAUUCCAUCUCUUUGAUUCAUAACCUCAUGAAACUGUAUGAGAGUCUCGAGUGGGGUCAGAGAUGCUCGAGCCGCUGAUGUAAAUUACGAGUGCAGCAAGGUCAUGGUUGGGCCAAAAUGCUAAGCAGCCUGCCUGUCUGGCUAAGGUUUGAUCUUAAUUUAUUAUUUAAUGGAUGGAAGGAAGGAAGGAAGGAAGGAAGGAAGGAAGGAAGGAAGGAAGGAAGGAAGGAAGGAAGGAAGGAAGGAAGGAAGGAAGGAAGGAAGGAAGGAAGGAAGGAAGGAAGGAAGGAAGGAAGGAAGGAAGGAAGGAAGGAAGGAAGGAAGGAAGGAAGGCUGCUGUACAUCUGGGCUUGACUGAUAGUGGACUCUCUCUCUCUAUGUUGCAGGCCUGAGACCAAACUGUGGUCACCCCAAGUCACAGAGGAUGGGAAAGCAAACCCAUUCAAGCUCAAUUUAGAGGCAGAACAGCAAGUAAGUAGUCUAAGACAUAAAUGGUUUAGGUUAAGGACUGCAUUCCGAUUCAGAUAAGUCCCUCUACUGGUGUUUGUGUGGUUGUGUCCAGUUACAGCAUAGCUUGUAUUCAAUUCAAUUUAAUUCAAUUGUCCCCUUCGGGCAAUUCUAGGGUUAUAGCGGUUCUUCAGACACAGACAUUAUAGCUUGUAUAGCUUCGACCACUGCAUGCAGUGUGUGGACAGUAUAUCUUGUAUAUCUUUGUGUACAGCAUAGCUUGUAUGGCUGCAUGCAGUGUGUGUCUCUGUCUGGCUCCACAUGUAGGAGUUGAAACCUAUCGGUACAGGUCACAACCGACGCGCCCAGCCCUUCAUGGCUGCGGCCACCAUAGACAACGGACGCCAGGUGGUGAGUUCCUCCUACAACACCCCCAUAGGCCUCUACUCCUCAGGCAACAUCCAGGAUGCCCUGCACGGACAGCUCCCAGGCCUUGUUCACAAUAAGCAUGAGGGGUGAGUAAGAGCCAGCCUGGUCCGGACCCCCUUCCUGAUGCCUGUGGACCCCACCUCUCCCCUCCUCCACCUGGUGUAACUCAUCCUGCCUCUCCUGCUUCUCCUCUCCUCCCUGGCUGCUCCUCUCUCCUCUCUAACUCCUCUUCUGCCUCACCCUCUUCUGUCUUUUACAGGACCUGGGCUACUUCGAACACAAGUUUAAUGUCAGGCCAAAGCUCUUCUUACCUGCAGGCCAAAGCAGGUCACUAGUCUCCCUACUGAUGCAGUAAUACCGUAGUCUGUUUUAUUCAGUCACAGAUUAAAUGAUCUCAUACUUACUGAUUGGAAUAUUUCUAUAUAGCUGCUAUAACUCAUCUUCCAUCUUUUCUAUUCUUUACUGUGUUGUUCUGUCUCUUCUUCCUUGCCCCACCUCUGGCUUUGCUAUCACUGACCUCCGCCCUCAGCGAGUGCCCUCCUCCGCAAGGCCUGAUGGGAAAUGGCCAUCAGACAGUGGUCACCCUCUUCCCCCCUGACCCUCCUCUGUCUGCUAACCCCGGCACAGACCAACCCCUGGGCCCCAGUGCUCAGUAUAACUCCCCUAUUAACCUGUACUCUGAGGCCAACGUCUCGGCCGCUCAGCAGCUUGCUCAGAUCACCUCACUAGAGGAACAGGUCCAUUUAAGGUAAUCAUAGGUAUGUGUGUGUGUGUGUGUGUGUGUGUGUGUGUGUGUGUGUGUGUGUGUGUGUGUGUGUGUGUUUGCUAUUCCUUAGUUACAAAUGGAACCACCUCUGCUUACAUUUCCAGAAAAUUAUAUUAUGGUGAAAGCCAGAGGAUUUCCAGAAAAAGGUACCAUAUGGUAACAUUCUAUCUCCUCUCCCUCUUGCAUUCUAGUGGUAAGACACUGUCCUCCAUCAAGGAGUCUCAUGUGUACCGGAUGCUCCAGGAUGACCAGGAGAGGCCACAUGAACCGCGUCAGUCAGGCUCCUUUAAGGCUCUGCAGGAACACGUGGAGACUGAUGGUGAGAUAAAUCCAAGCACACAGGUUGGGUAGAAACAGAUUACAUGUAACGGGGAUUGACACUUUCACACAGCAGUAAACAAAUGUUUUGUGCGUUAAUAGGAGUAAAGCCAUUGAUUACUAGGAGUGUCAGAGCUCCAGUGACAAGGCCUCCUCCACCGGCGGGAUCGCUACAGAAACUACCCCUCUGUGACAAGUGUGGAAACGGCAUAGUGUGAGUACCCACUAUCCAGACUGACUGAUAGGAAAUAAGGUACUGGAGUGUCAUGGUGCUGCCCUCUCCCAAUGACCCGUCUGAUCCUGCCCCCGCCCAAUGACCCGUCUGAUCCUACCCUCUCUCAAUGACCUGUCUGAUCCUACCCUCUUCAUGUUCCGGAUAAUGACUAAACCAAAAAGAAUGUAUUAAUAAACCACUAAGGACCUCCACUAAAUUAUACACAUGUGAACAGGAAGGUAAUGAGAAACCAUGGCAGGAAUGUUUUUGCGGCAAGGAAACACAAGAUGACAGUGUCAACCUUGCCAAAUCUGUCCUCUCUCAUCUUUUGGUUUUGGGGGAUGAAAGUAAGAAGUACAUGAAAUGAUUGAGUAAGAGAAUAUACCUGCCUCAGAUACUUUUGAUGUGGUGGGGCACAUCUGCUGUUGGAUAAGACCAAGGUCUAAGUGGGGUAUGAUUAGCGCUAUGAUGGUUUUGGAUCCAUAAAUCUAUCUGGAUGGCAAAGUAUAACAUCCUGCCUAGGCUAAUUGCGCAAAGUGCAUAAUAACAAUAAUUUUGAGCAUUGGGAGGAAGUGUCUGGUAGACAAGAUUAGGCAAAGUAAGACAGUAAUCUCUCUUGUCCCCUGCUCCCCUGCUCCCAAAGUAAGACAGUCAAAUCUCUCUUGUCCCCUGCUCCCAAAGUAAGACAGUUAACUCUCUCUUGUCCCCUGCUCCCAAAGUAAGACAGUUAACUCUCUCUUGUCCCCUGCUCCCAAAGUAAGACAGUCAACUCUCUCUUGUCCCCUGCUCCCAAAGUAAGACAGUUAACUCUCUCUUGUCCCCUGCUCCCAAAGUAAGACAGUUAACUCUCUCUUGUCCCCUGCUCCCAAAGUAAGACAGUUAACUCUCUCUUGUCCCCUGCUCCCAAAGUAAGACAGUUAACUCUCUCUUGUCCCCUGCUCCCAAAGUAAGACAGUUAACUCUCUCUUGUCCCCUGCUCCCAAAGUAAGACAGUUAACUCUCUCUUGUCCCCUGCUCCCAAAGUAAGACAGUCAACUCUCUCUUGUCCCCUGCAGAGGCACAGUGGUGAAGGCCAGAGAUAAGUUCCGCCACCCUGGAUGUUUUGUGUGCUCCGACUGCAAAGUCAACCUGAAGCAGAGGGGCUACUUCUUUGUGGAGGGGCAGCUGUACUGCGAGACCCAUGCCCGCGCCCGGACGAUACCUCCAGAGGGACAUGAUGUCAUCACCGUUUACCCCACGGCUUGAGACCCGUGGACCGGGACAUGCACAGACCUGUCCAACUGGAGCAAGAACUGAACUGUCCCCAUCUCAUACAGAAUAUUUCAGGACAAAAUACAUUAUAUAUGGUUCCACAAGCUGCACAGUGGAUAAGUCAUACUUAACAGAUGUGGAUAAGUCGUUUAUAAACUUAACAGAUGAACAGAUCAUAUCAAUACCUGUGGACAUUAUGAUGCAAUUGGGAAUUUGCUUAUCACUGCCAAAAAUGCAACCAUUUAUCUUUUUAAAAAGGAAUAGGUUUGUUAUGCCUUGUGAAUACCAACUGUGCCUUGUGAUUUAAAGGUUUUCUGAAUAUGUUACCAUUGGUAAUAAAAAAAUAAUACAAAUGUAUUAUCUUAUUUGUG